Molecule: messenger RNA, 2523 nt
Organism: Bipolaris oryzae ATCC 44560
Lineage: Eukaryota; Fungi; Ascomycota; Dothideomycetes; Pleosporales; Pleosporaceae
Exons: 2
Coding region: 1-2523 (840 amino acids)
Biological process (GO): transmembrane transport
Cellular component (GO): membrane
Molecular function (GO): secondary active sulfate transmembrane transporter activity
Source: RefSeq, a predicted model, not a curated record
AUGGCUUCGACAGCCAACAAGGUUGGCCAAGGCCUGGCAAAGGUCUUGGGUAUCGAUCUCCAUUACCGGAACGAGACCGGCUCGGACCGUGUCACACGAGGCGAGAGUGUGUUUACCGUCGACUCUGCCGACGUCUAUGUCGAGGAAGAGCCAACAGCGCGGGAAUGGCUUCAGGAGGUUAUUCCCAGCGCUCGGGAAUUCAGCGAAUAUGUGUAUAGCUUAUUCCCUUUUGUUCAUUGGAUAACUCGCUACAAUAUGCAGUGGUUAAUCGGAGAUCUUGUUGCUGGUAUCACCGUUGGUGCGGUUGUCGUGCCCCAGGGCAUGGCCUACGCAAAGCUCGCUGAGCUCCCCGUCGAGUUCGGACUGUAUUCCUCCUUCAUGGGCGUACUCAUCUACUGGUUCUUCGCUACCUCCAAGGAUAUUACCAUCGGGCCUGUCGCUGUCCUUUCUACAGUGACGGGCGGAGUUUUGCUAUCGGCAGAAGAGAAAUUGGCUGGCCAAAACAUCUCACGAGACAUGAUCGCAUCUGCAUUGGCCAUUAUUGCCGGAUCAAUUGUCCUCUUUCUCGGCCUCAUAAGGCUAGGCUGGAUUGUCGACCUCAUUUCUCUACCUGCAAUCUCAGCUUUCAUGACUGGUUCUGCCAUCAGCAUUGCUGCUGGACAGUUCCCAACCAUGAUGGGAAUCAAAGGUUUCUCUACGAGGGAGGCCACAUACAAAGUCAUUAUCAACUCGCUGAAGCAUCUUGGACGCACUGAUCUCAACGCAUCCUUCGGUCUAACAUGUCUCUUCCUCUUGUAUGCUAUCCGAUUCGCCUGUGGCCAGCUUGCAAAACGUUUCCCAGCAAAGGCUAGGCUGUUCUUCUUUUUGAACACGCUCCGCACUGUGUUUGUCAUUCUGCUGUACAUUCUGUUCAGCUAUCUGGUGAACCGGUCGCACAGGGCUAACGGAACCAAGCCCAUUAUUUCCACGCUAGGAAACGUUCCCCGAGGUUUCCAACACGCUCGCGUACCAAAGGUUACAAUUCCGAUCAUCAAGUCUUUUGCCACGGAACUACCAUCCACAGUUAUUGUGCUUCUCAUUGAGCACAUCUCCAUCGCCAAGUCAUUUGGCAGAGUGAACAACUACGUUAUAAACCCUUCGCAAGAGCUGGUGGCUAUAGGCGUAUCCAACUGCCUAGGUCCCUUUCUUGGAGCUUACCCUGCAACCGGCUCUUUCUCCCGUACCGCUAUCAAGUCCAAGGCUGGAGUCCGCACACCUUUCGCAGGUGUGAUUACCGCUGUGGUAGUGUUGCUCGCCAUCUACGCCCUUCCGGCCAUGUUCUGGUACAUCCCGAACGCAUCACUGGCAGCAGUGAUCAUUCAUGCUGUACUCGACUUGAUCACACCACCGAACACAGUGUAUCAGUUCUGGAGAAUCUCUCCACUUGAAGUACUUAUCUUCUUCAUUGGCGUGAUAGUUACCAUUUUCUCCAGUAUCGAAAAUGGCAUCUAUGUCACUGUGUCUGUAUCUGCUGGCAUGUUCGCUUUCCGUCUAUUCAAAGCCAGGGGACGCUUCAUGGGACGAGCCAAGAUUCACUCUGUCGUUGGUGACCACAUUCUUGACCCGACGGAUGACGACAAGAGAUCACCCAAUUCAAGACAGAAGCCGGUUGAGGGAGAGCAUUCCAUCCGCGAAGUCUUCCUUCCCAUCGACCACAAGGAUGGGUCCAACCCUACCAUCGAAUUGGAAGACCCGUACCCGGGCAUCUUCAUCUACCGGUUUAGCGAAGGCUUCAACUAUCCCAAUGCAAACCACUAUCUCGAUCAACUCACUGACACCAUAUUCGCCAAGACCCGCCGUACCAACCAGUCAACCUACGGCAGACUAGGCGACCGUCCAUGGAACGACCCUGGCCCACGACGCGGCAAAGAUACUGCCGUGGAAGACAACCGGCCAACCCUCAAAGCCAUCAUUCUCGACUUCUCCUCGGUCAACAACGUCGACCUCACCGCAAUCCAAAACCUAAUCGACGUCCGCAACCAACUCGACAAGUACGCUGCCCCCGACACAGUCGACUGGCACUUCUGCAACAUCAACAACCGUUGGACCAAGCGGUCCCUCGCCGCCGCAGGCUUCGGGUACUACACCCCCGACCUUCCCGAAGAUGGCGUCACCCACCGCUGGAAACCCAUCUUCAGCGUCGCCGAGAUCGGCGGCUCAGACUCUGCCGCCGCACAAGCUGAAGCACGUCAGAACCUGCUUGCUCAACGCACAUUAUCCCAGAUCCGUACUCAAGACGUUGAAGCCGCACACGGCGGCGGUAGUGGCGGUGCCCGAGCAGCAGAUAUCUCCGACUCUGCUACCUCGGAAACUGGUAGCUUUAACAAGCAGCUUGAGGAUAGCAAGGCAUAUGAAGUUGGUCAGGGGCCAAGGCAGAGAGGACGCAUAGCGGUGGUGCAGGGACUGAAUAGGCCGCUGUUCCAUGUGGAUGUUACGGCUGCGCUUAAUAGUGCGUUGGCUAAUGCGCAGAGGAAGAGUCAUUAG